Truncatella angustata is the source of this 1625-nucleotide messenger RNA. RefSeq lists its product as uncharacterized. Bases 200 to 1249 code for a protein of 349 amino acids. Gene Ontology annotation, molecular function: protein binding. The record is from RefSeq and is a predicted model, not a curated record. NCBI's taxonomy places the organism in Eukaryota, Fungi, Ascomycota, Sordariomycetes, Amphisphaeriales, Sporocadaceae. The transcript has 3 exons.
UGGGACGCCGACAGUAGCUGGAGAUCGGCGACACCAGCACCAGCACCACCACCCUGACCCCCCCGGGACUCCUGAGUGAUAGCGUCCAGGUUGCGCCGCAUCGCCAUCAUCGCGGGUCGCCAUCCGCGAACCCUUGCCGCGUGUUGCAUUCAUUCAGCUGCAGCGCGACGGCCUCAUCUCCAGACCACAUUCCCGCAAGAUGAACAUCUUCAAUUAUGCCCACAAUGCGACCCAGCAGGAGACAAAUCGAGGACACGAACUCAAGGAGAGGUUUCGCCGGAAACCCAGAGGACCUGCAGAUUUAUCGGCCGAGAAGCAAAGACCUGGCGUCGGCUCAGGCCUGCCCUCGCUGCCUCUCGAGCUCCAAUUCAUGGUUCUCAAUCACUUGAAUCUGCCAGAAACUGUUGGGUUGCGCCAAGUUUGCAGGUUCUACCGUCACGUGAUCACCCCCGAGGUCUUGCAGUCGCGCUUUUCAAGUUACGGGCAGUACGACGCCGUCCUGCAGGGCUGCUGCAGCGAGUGUCUUACCACGCCCGGCCUGGAUCGAUUGAUUUUGGACGUCACGAGAGAUCACGACGCCUGGCGAUCAAUCUGCUUCCGCUGCUGGCGCGUGAAGCUCACCCCGGACUACCAGCGGAAACACGGGCCGUUGCUGGAACUUGCAAACGGCGGGAUUGGCUACAUCUGUCACUUCUGCGCGUGGCCUGUCUGUGGCGACAUCGGCUCCGAUGGCUCAGAAACGCUGCAUGCUCGGUGUAGGAUAAAGCGCUUGAUGGCCACCAUCACGUGGUUUGUCAUGGCCAUCAUACAAGUCGGCCUUGGAGUCCUGGCCCUCGUCCUCGCCGUUUCGCUGUAUAGGGAAGCACCUACCGUGCUCAUCCCUACGGCCAUCGAUUUCGGCUUGUCCGUUCUAGCGUUGUUGUUGUUCAUAAUAAGGACAUGCACGCAAAAUGAACAGAAAUAUACUUACGCUUUGGCAGCUGAGCUUAUGAUGACCAUUGUGCGGAUACCGCCGGUGUGUUAUACAGCCAGGCAGACCAUCGAGAAUCCAGUGGGAGCAAUGGGCAAGUUUGCCUUGGGUAUUUUCCUACUCAAUCUCAUCUUCCGUUUUGUGGAUACAUUAGGGUACACGCUGUUGUAUUUCGGCUACGAUCCACGGAAAAUGUUCUUAGCUGGGCUAUCCCGACAAAGGCAAAUUCUAUACACAAGCUGUACAUUCAUCGUGUGGUGUGCGUUUAUUCCGAAUUGAGACAUUCAAGGAGUCUUCUUUGGAACAAUUUUGUCAUGUCGCAUGAAGCAAGCCUGUUGUUCCAGCAUCGAUCUGCUGCGUGACCUUGGCAACAGGCCUCAAAUGUUCCAGAUGCGACGUCCUAUGAAGGGGUGCGUGCUGCGUUGCGCGGGCAUCCUGCUGAGGACGCCAUGGCUUCUCAGGCCAUACAUGUUGUACGCCAACGCACGGGACUUGGGUUAUCUAGGCCCCUCCGGAAAUAUAUAGGGAGCUUCAUUGGAUACCAUGGUAUAUGAAGAGCUUCCCUUCCGGAUGGCCAUCCCUGGGUCGGUUGUAGAAGUGGCCACCUAACCACACAAGCCUCCAAGGUUACCGAAUACGACGAGUGCGAAUUGUC